AUGCCCAAGAGAGCCACUCGUUCCGACUCUGACACAGAAGAUACCAAACCAUCUAUCGAAGGUACCUCCUUACCCAACACCUUCUCAGAGCCACCCAAGGAUAAGAAACCUAAGCUUACUCCUACUAAACCAAAAAUCAAGUCAACCACAACUACACCUACAAAGAAGUCUCAAAACCCCGGUUCCCCUUCCAAAGGUAUUGGUGCGUUUCCUUUGGAAGCUAAGAAAGUGUUAUUGGAAAAAGCGAUGGAUAUAGCUUAUAAGGGAAUACCUUACUCUGAAUUAGCUGUUGAGCUCGGUAUCAGCGAGUCAAGACUUAAAGAUCAGCUCAAACCUGAUCGGUCCAAUCUCAGAAAGGCGGUGAUGGAUUUAUAUAACUAA
Kwoniella mangroviensis CBS 8507 is the source of this 381-nucleotide messenger RNA. RefSeq lists its product as uncharacterized. The transcript has 2 exons. NCBI's taxonomy places the organism in Eukaryota, Fungi, Basidiomycota, Tremellomycetes, Tremellales, Cryptococcaceae. The coding region runs from base 1 to 381 and encodes 126 amino acids. The record is from RefSeq and is a predicted model, not a curated record.